Hermetia illucens (black soldier fly) is the source of this 2359-nucleotide messenger RNA. RefSeq names its product zinc finger protein 852. NCBI's taxonomy places the organism in Eukaryota, Metazoa, Arthropoda, Insecta, Diptera, Stratiomyidae. The transcript has 4 exons. The record is from RefSeq and is a predicted model, not a curated record. The coding region runs from base 87 to 1985 and encodes 632 amino acids.
UAUAUUGUCAGUUACUUCCGCGAAUUGGAUUGGGGGUUGUUGUUCGUUUGUACGUCGUGUUCUGUUGACUGUCUGCGGGGAAAGUAAUGAACGACUCAUAUUGUCCGCGUUGCAAUCGGUCGUCACUGGCCCCAACCAACCGUCUUAUAACCGAGAAAUGUGGUCAUGUCAAGUGUCGCGAGUGUUUUAUUAACGAUUUCAAUGGUUGCCACGAGUGUUCACGGCAAUUGGUCCAGCCAAUAGCUGACGGGGAACCAUCAUUAAGUUCAAGGGUUGCCCCAGACGUUCCCAAUUGUGAAAGUCUUAUAGAUUUUGAAAGUGAUUCAGGUGAACUGUGCAUCGACACUGAAGUCGAUGACUCGACAACAUUCGAAGGACCACCUGCCCCUAGUGUGCCCGCCGAACUCGAUUCCAUUCCAUCCGAUACCAACGAUAAUGUCAAUGUUAUCCACAACUACAGCACGCAGGAAAAUCAAGAGCAAGCAAAUGAAUCCGAGGAUAGUCUGAAAAUCCUGGAGGAGUAUAUUAUCGCGCCCAAAUCGAAAAUUGAGAAAUUCUUCCGUGCGACGAAAUCAACGCCUGCCCCGACUACUUGCCAGACAGAACGGAAGAAAGCGCUUCCCGAGCAUGUUUCAAGAAUAGUAGAAAAUGGUGAAACACAAUACAAGUGCAAUGUGUGCGGCAAAAAAUUCCGAAGUCGGAACCAGCAGUAUUAUCAUGCGUAUUGCGGUAAUGACGAGGGCAAGCCGUACAGAUGUAAAGUCUGCUUCAAGAAUUUCUCAACAUCAUCACAUCUUAAUUAUCAUCUGAAGACACACAGCGAUACCACCAAAUAUCCGUGCAAUCUAUGCCCGAAAACCUUUAUGCGAAGCAUUAGCUUGAAGAGCCACAAGCGAACACACGAUGGAUUGUUUAGAUUUAAAUGCAAAGAAUGUGGGCUGGGCUUCAACGAAAGAAAGUCAUUCACAGCACAUAUAAAUAAACAUCGAAAUAUUCUACCCUUCGCAUGUAAGAUUUGUGGGAAGAAAUUCUCAUUCAAGUCGAAUUUGACACAGCAUCAGAAAAUACACACAGGGCUGGGAAAACGUUUCCGAUGCAACGACUGCGGUAAAGAGUUUCUAAGGAAGAAUUCCUACAAAGAGCAUUUGGUGCGGCACAGCAAAGUGAAAACGUUUCAAUGUAAAUUAUGUCAGACGUUUUUCAUCGAUCGGAAAACGCUCGAGAGGCAUAUGAACACACAUGGUUCUAAAGUAUACAAAUGUCCUUGUUGUGAUGUUAAAUGUGGGCGAAAAGACAAUUUGGUGCGACAUAUUAGAAAUAUGCAUCCAAAUGAAAAUUUGCCUGACAUUCUGAAAAAUGUUAAAACGGUGAUAGUAUCGAAUAAGAACAACACAAAAUCUACUGACAAUGACUCGGAGAUAACAAGCUCAGCGAAUAGUUUGAAUCCUUCAACAGAUGAGAACAAUGACAACCAGAAUGACGCCAAUCAACAAAAUGAUAAUCAACAACCAAUCGUGGUUAGCACAUCCGUGAUACGUUCCAUAGGCAAUGUAAAACCUGUUCUUAUACCAAAUGGCUGUGAUGUGGACUCUACCUUGACCAGAACAGAAGCAAUUGAAUCAGAUUCAGCCCCAAGUAAUACAAACAGCAACAGUGAUAACAAUGAAAGUGAGCAGACAGUUGCACCUGCGAAAGAUACAAAGAAACCAAAGAAAAAGUACGACCCUUGCGAAAUAUACCGAAAAAUCUUAUUCUCCGACAAUGACUACGAUGAUUCGGUAUUGGAAUCAGAGGAAUUAUGUUCGGAUUCAAAAGAUGACCACAUCGGCUGUUGCGAUUUGAACACAGUUAUCAAUGAUGUUGGUGUGGAUAGUAUUGGUCCAAACAGCGUUAAUAUCACGAGAGUUGAUAAUGUCACCGCAUCAAAUUUCGCUGAAAUUCACUGGCGAAAGCGAACUUCACAAAGUUUCUACACCGCACUUUAGAUUAUCUUGGCUAUUUUCCGAGAUUAUCAAAAAAAUAUUUUAAUUGAUCCCCAAGGGAGAAUGUAAAAUUAUUUUAGAUAAGAGUGUCAGGCUUAUGAAGCUGUUAAUCUGUAACUGUAAAAAACCAUGUUGCCUGCUAUCUCCACUAAUCGCAUGAUUCAUGGAUUCCGAUCUGGUAUCGCAAUGAAAUUCUAAUCACGCAAUUAUAAUUAUAUUGUUAAUAGCAUUUAUGUUUUGAAUAUUCCCUAAGUGACUCAUAGUACAUGUUUAAAUAGGAUCUCUGUCAAGUACAUAUAACUCGCAAAUUUAAAGGUCAAUUUAAGUGUGAAAUAUUUGUAGAAGUUUAUAAAUACAUAAAAUUUAGAAAAGUUAAA